Molecule: messenger RNA, 3681 nt
Organism: Galendromus occidentalis (western predatory mite)
Lineage: Eukaryota; Metazoa; Arthropoda; Arachnida; Mesostigmata; Phytoseiidae
Product: erythrocyte membrane protein band 4.1 like coracle
Exons: 12
Coding region: 1-3681 (1226 amino acids)
Biological process (GO): actomyosin structure organization
Cellular component (GO): plasma membrane; cytoskeleton
Molecular function (GO): structural molecule activity; actin binding
Source: RefSeq, a predicted model, not a curated record
AUGGCUGACGAAAACGAGGAUGGUAGGACAACCCCUGCCUCCAUCAGGAAGGAGAAGAUGCAAGCUUACCCUUCGCCGAAGAAAGGACAAGGUAUCACUUGCAGCGUUCGUCUUCUCGAUGGAUCCGACUACGAGGCGCAAAUCGACAAACGAGCAAAGGGACAACAGCUUUUCGAUAUGGUCUGCGAUUCGUUGAACCUUCUGGAAAAAGAUUAUUUCGGUCUGACGUACCGAGAUGCAGAGGAUGUCCGGAACUGGGUCAACCUCGAAAAGAGGAUUGCAAAACAGAUCAAGGCGUGUCCCUGGACGCUCAACUUCGAAGUGAAAUUCUAUCCGCCCGAUCCCUCGCUGCUACAGGAGGAUAUUACGCGUUACCAGCUGUGUCUUCAGGUGCGCGACGAUAUUGUUAGUGGUAAGCUGCCAUGCUCUUUCGUGACACACGCCGUCCUUGGUUCGUAUUUGGCUCAGGCAGAAUUGGGAGAUUACGAUCCCGAUGAAAUGGGCAAAGACUACUUGAGCUCGUGUCGGUUCGCCCCGAACCAGACUCCCGAGUUGGAGGAGAAAGUCGUCGAAUUGCACAGUCAGCGCAAGGGUCAGACGCCCGCCGAAGCCGAGCUGAACUACCUCGACAAUGCCCGUAAAUUGGCGAUGUAUGGUGUGGAUUUCCAUCCCGCCAAGGAUUACGAAGGCGUCGAUAUCAUGUUAGGAGUAUGUGCAACUGGCUUGCUCGUCUACAGAGAUCGGCUGCGGAUCAACCGAUUCGCGUGGCCGAAAAUUCUCAAGAUAUCCUACAAGCGGAACAACUUCUACAUCAAAGUCCGUCCCGGCGAGUUCGAACAAUUCGAAAGCACGAUUGGUUUCAAGCUGGCCAACCACCGCGCUGCGAAGCGGCUUUGGAAAACGUGCGUCGAACACCACACGUUUUUCCGUCUGAUGUCGCCCGAACCGGCGCCCAAACAGCGACUGCUGAUACCGCGUCUCGGGUCCAAGUUCCGAUACUCCGGUAGAACCCAGUACCAGUCGCGGAUGAUGAGCCUGAAGAUCGACCGGCCGCCUCCGUCGUUUGAAAGAACUCUGUCUAACAAGCGUAUUUCCUCGAGGAGCAUGGAUCCGCUCAGUAAUUCUUCCAGUAAGGAUAGACUCUCUGAUGAACGGACAAUGUCUGCAGGUGGCACGUUGCCCAGUAGAAGAUCCACCGAUAGAGCUACCCGUAGUCAAGAGAGACUCACGUCUUCUGGACUGGAUGAUCGACUGGAAAAACACGAGUUGGACAGAGCUCGAAACGACCGAGAACUCAUCUCGCCCACCGAAAGUGAAGGUUACGGAAAGAACAAGAAACCAAUCGGUGGAGUGGCAGUCAUGUUGCCAAUGGAUCUUAAAGGAGCCCACAGACGGAGCCAGCACGAGGAUCCUGCCAGGAGAUCCCAGGUUGAAGACGACGGAACUGGUAUCACACUCACUAAACUCAAGAGGACCUCCGUGCGCGACAACAACAUGGGAUCUUCCGUCGAAGACUCGGCUGAAUACGUUUGCGACGAUCAAGACGGAGGACAACCGCAGGUGGGGUUGAGCCAAUCUGACGGCAAUCUUGUCGAUAGCGUCGUAAGCGCCGACCGCAUCGACCACCGAGUCGACAACCGCCGUGCUGACGAAGUCGAGCUCAACAACGGCGACGACAGUCCCAAGAGCCGUUCUGCGAGAGAACCUUUCACCCACACGGUGUCCGUCGAUCCGACGAUGACGGGCGCUCGGGCGAAAGGUCGCCCACCCCUUCGACACAUCCACUCCGAAGGUCAAAUCAACACGACUCCCCUGCCGGCCCUCGCCGAUCAGGAGGUUGUGAAGAACGAGCUCGACCGGAGCACCGAGCGGAUGGACACGCUCGAGGAAGAGUCCGACUCUCCGCAUUCGCAUCACGCCCUCAACCGGAAGGAGAAUCUAAGCAGUUUGCAUCUUUUGAAGGACACCGACGAGCAUCCCGUGACAAGUACGCCGAGGCCGAGCGGUGGAGGGCCCAGGGUCGCCCCCGGUCACCAACAGCCCGAGAGGACCUCGAGUCCCAUCGAGGGCUCCCGGCCGGGUGGGGGAUUCCUUAGGCAGGCCACCCCUUACACCAAGGAGUACAUGUACGAAGUCAAAGCGGACGACGAACAAAGAUCUAGUCGGACAAGCGCUGGUUUGUCCCGAGGAUUCACCUACACGGAGCAGCAGGGCAGAGACAAGACCGUUUCGCCUACGUCGCCUGACCGCGACAAGUCCAAGGUCGAGAAAGGUCUUGCGUUCACCUAUUCGCCGAGCGGUGCCCCGACGAAAUCCAUCCUCAAGCAGUCCUCUGCUCACGACCGGUCUUCCUCCAGCCUGAACGACUCGAUGUCGAGAAGUUUCGGGUCGACGCCACCGACAUCGCCAACAAAGACAGCCGGUGGCGAUUCAAUCUACUCACGACCCACCGCCGCCCCUAGGACCGUUACGUCCUCCGGGAUGAGCGGGCUGACGACCACGUCACCACCGAACAAGCCCCCGAUCGCACAGAAACCGAAAGGCGCAUCCAGGCCGGGGGCCGUCACGCCUUCAUCCCAGAGGGACAUCGACUCCAGUGGCGGCAGUGAAGAGGAGAGCAGCGACGAAUCUUUCGAGGAGUACAGGCAGGAAAGACCGCCGAGUUCCGCUGGUGUGGUGACCGGGAGGUUGGACACGAGCGCCGAACGCAAGGUUUCGAUCACCAAUCCACCGGUCACCUCCACAAGGACGUAUCAACGCGGCUCGGACAGCCGAACUUCCCCACCGCAAGAGGAAUACUACGCCACGCCCAAGUCCGCAGUCGUAAAGAGCUACGAGACUUACCGCCAGGAUUCGAGAGAUAGAAGUCAGGAGACUAGCCCGGUCAAGGAUACAUCGUUCGGGUCACUCGGCAGGCAGUCGAAACAACCACCGAAGUCGCCAUCCGCAUCUUUCGAGAAGGAUCCCCAGUAUUACACGUCGACGACAUCGUCCGGUCGAUUCGAAAAGACGGAAACCAGCCCUCAGAGAUCCACUGGGAGCGGGGCUAUGGAAACGGGCGCGAGCCCCACGACGGCCGGGGGUUUGGUUUAUGACGACAAGACCGGAGAGUACACCAGAUACUCAACCACGACUCAGCAGCAACAGCAAACCCUCGUUACGGAACACAUCGCGUCCACUGGUCGAGUGAUGGCCGUUCCGGUGGACCAGCUGCCACAAACGAUAGUGAAGACCGAAUCGAUGAAGUACGACAACGGAAUGGCGUCGAAUGUGACGUCGUCUUCGACCAAAACCGUCCCAGUAGUAUCGACCGAGACCCGGAAAGUCGCGUACUCGGUCGAUCCCAUCGCUGAAGACGGACUCCCGUCCGGCGGUCAGUAUUCAACGACGAAAGUUACGACGCAACACGUUCCGCCCCACGACAUUUCCGUCGAACAGGAAGGCGAAAUAAUUUCGCAGCAGACCAUCUCGUCAAAAACUCGCACGGUGGAGACGGUCACGUACAAGAUGGAGAGAGAUGGAGUCGUGGAGACUCGGGUAGAGCAGAAGAUAACCAUUCAGAGUGACGGCGAUCCGAUAGACCACGACAAAGCGCUCGCAGAAGCUAUCCAAGAAGCCACGAUGAUGAAUCCCGAUCUCAAGGUGGAGAAGAUCGAAAUCCAACAGCAAGGAGGGACCUAG